GCAACCCGAAUUCAACCGGGUUUAGAAACGUAGCAUCCAAACACGCUCAUAUAUUACCGGCUUAAGCGGUUAAAGAUUUUCAUACAGUCCCCUCCCUCCGCCUUUCCUCACCACCUUCCACCGUGCUCCGCCGUACACAAUCACCAGAAACCUAAAAUAAUAAUAAAAAAAUGGUGGUAGCUUCCGGUACCAACUCCUUCGCCAAGGAGAUGACUAUCCGUAAACGUAUCGGUAACAUAUAUAAUAAAAGAGUAGAGGAUUUUCCAUCAUUAAGAGAGUAUAAUGACUACUUAGAGGAAGUUGAGGACAUGAUUGUAAACUUGGUUGAUGGAAAAGAUGUCCUUGCGAUUGAAGCAGCGAUUGCGAGAUACCAAAGAGAAAAUGCAGAACAAAUAAUGAAUGCUCAAGCCCAUAAGGCUGAAGAGUAUGCAGCAGCACUGGCAGCAAGUAGGGGACAACGUGCAUCAUCUGAUGUCGAUAUGACCACUGGAACAAGCUCCCAAUUCGGGGUAUCAACGUCAGAGGGGCAUUACGUCCCUGCAGUUGCAGGAGGACCAAUUCCACAGCCUCGACCCACACAACCACUUCCAAUGGGAUCUGGGGAUGACCUACAUGCAUAUCAUAUGGAUGAUGAAGAUACGAUGAGACUAAAAGCAGAACUGGGCGGAAAGGCUGGAGGGUGGAGCUUAGAAAUAAGUAGAAAACGAGCUCUUGAGGAAGCAUUUGGGAGCAUCUGGAUCUAAACAUGCAUUAAUUCAGUGUACGCCUGUACGGAACUUAAUUCAAGAGUGUAAAGAACAAUUUAAUUUGACUGUGGUUCUUGACUUGUUGCUGGCUAAGCCCACCUGGUUCAAGUCCAUGGUCACAUACACUUAACCGGCUAAACCUCACCAAGUAUUGAAGAUUGCAUUUUGUUCUGAAUAUGUAUUAUGAUAUUGAUUAAUUUUGUAAUCUAAAUUUGUAGUUGAGAUGUUUUUGCAAAUGAAGAGUUAAUCUGGUUUUGGACAUGCA
Molecule: messenger RNA, 1011 nt
Organism: Erigeron canadensis
Lineage: Eukaryota; Viridiplantae; Streptophyta; Magnoliopsida; Asterales; Asteraceae
Exons: 5
Coding region: 171-743 (190 amino acids)
Biological process (GO): regulation of transcription by RNA polymerase II; regulation of cyclin-dependent protein serine/threonine kinase activity; DNA repair
Cellular component (GO): transcription factor TFIIH holo complex
Source: RefSeq, a predicted model, not a curated record